CGCGAGCCGGAAGUCGGUCCGCCGCGUUUUCCGUCCCCAGUGCGCAGUGGAGGCGUCGCGGCCACAGGCUGGGGGCUUGCGCCUCUCGUCCUUUGUAGGGGUCCGGGAGCUGCGCGGGCCCCGGGGUCCAGCGGCGAGACGUUCUCCGGCUGUAGCGAGUGGAGGCACUCGGGAGAGAUUCAUCUCUAAGUCCUUGUUAUGAAGAGGAAGGGGAGACUGUUUCAGAAAGCCAAUUAAUUUCGUACACGUAAUACUUAUUACCUUCUAAUAAUUGGAUCAGAAGAUGAACCCAACUAAUCCUUUCAGUGGGCAGCAGCCUAGUGCUUUUUCAGCAUCUUCUAGUAGUUCCAUAACAGCAUUCCCAUCCAAGGCACCGUUUCGAUUUGGUCAACCUCUUUUUGGACAAAACAGUACCUUAUGUGGGAAGAGCUCAGGAUUUUCACAGCUAUCCAGCUUUCCAGCAUCUCCUGGAGUAAGUCAUUCCUCUUCAGUGCAAACAUUAGGGUUCACCCAAACCUCAACUGUUGGACUCUUUUCUGGACUUGACCACACAUCCACCUUUGUAGCUACCUCUGGGCCUUCAAGUUCAUCUGUGCUGGGAAACCCAGGAUUUAGUUUUAAAUCACCCACCAGUGUGGGGGCUUUCCCAAGCACUUCUACUUUUGGACAAGAAGCUGGAGACAUAGUGAGUUCUGGUUUUGGGAAAACAGAAUUCGGCUUUAAACCUCUGGAAAACGCAGUGUUCAAACCAAUAUUGGGGACUGAUGCUGAGCCAGAGAAAACCCAGAGCCAAAUUGCUUCUGGGUUUUUCACAUUUUCCCACCCAAUUAGUAGUGCACCUGGAGGCCUGACCCCUUUCUCUUUUCCUCAAGUAACAAGUAGUUCAGCUGCCAACUCGAAUUUUACCUUUUCAAAACCAGUUAGUAGUAGUAAUUCCUUAUCUGCUUUUACCCCUGCUUUGUCAAACCCAAAUGUAGAGGAAGAGAAGAGAGGACCUAAGUCAGUUUUUGGAAGUUCUAAUAAUAGCUUCAGUAGCUUCCCUGUGUCGUCAGCUGCAGUUUUGGGUGAACCCUUUCAGGUCAGCAAAGCAGGUGUCAGGCAGGGCUGUGAAGAAGCUGUUUCCCAAGGGGAACCACCUCCCAGCCUAAUGAAAGGCCUGAAAAGGAAGGAGGACCAGGAUCGUUCCCCAAGGAGACAUGGCCAUGAGAUAGCAGAAGAUUCUGAUCCUCUGUCCAGGGGGGAUCAUCCUCCAGAUAAACGACCUGUCCGCCUGAAUAGACCCCGGGGAGGUACUUUGUUUGGUCGGACGAUACAGGAUGUUUUCAAAAGCAAUAAAGAAGUAGGUCGCCUGGGCAGCAAGGAGUCCAAAAAGGAAAUUGGCUUUGUUGAGUCUGGAGAAAGUGACCACAUGGCUACCCCAGGAGGGAGUCAGUCUCUCCUGGCACCUUCCCGGAUUCCAGGUUUGAAUAAAGAGGAAGAAACUGAAAGUAGAGAGAAAAAAGAAGAUUCUUUAAGAGGAACUCCUGUGCAUCAGAGUAAAAGAAGCCAGAGCACAGAUAGUCUUGGGGGCUUGUCUCCCUCUGAAGUCACAGCAAUCCAGUGCAAGAACAUCCCUGACUACCUGAACAGCAGAACCGUCCUGGAGAACCAUUUCGGCAAAAUCGCCAAGGUGCAGCGCAUCUUCACCAGGCGCAGCAAAAAGCUCGCAGUGAUACAUUUCUUUGAUCAUGCAUCUGCAGCCCUGGCUAGAAAGAAGGGGAAAAGUUUGCAUAAAGACAUGGCGAUCUUUUGGCACAGGAAGAAAAUAAGCCCCAAUAAGAAACCCUUUUCCCUGAAGGAGAAGAAGCCUGGCGAUGCUGUAGUCAGCCCGAGCCCGGAAGACACUCCGUUUCAGCACUCUCCUCUUGGCAAGGCUGCAGGGAGGGCUGGUGCUAGCAGCCUGCUGAAUAAAAGCUCUCCAGUGAAGAAGCCAAGUCUCCUAAAGGCCCACCAAUUUGAGGGAGACUCCUUUGACUCAGGCUCUGAGGGCUCCGAGGGCCUUGGGCCAUGUGUGCCCCCCCUCAGCGCCCUGAUAGGCACCGUGGCUGAGACGUCCAAGGAGAAGUACCGCCUGCUUGACCAGAGAGACAGGAUCAUGCGGCAAGCGCGGGUGAAAAGAACCGAUCUGGACAAAGCGAGGACUUUCGUUGGGACCUGCUUGGAUAUGUGUCCCGAGAAGGAGCGGUACAUGCGGGAGACCCGAAGCCAGCUGAGCGUGUUUGAAGUGAUCCCUGGGACUGACCAGGUGGACCAUGCAGCAGCCGUGAAAGAGUACAGCCGGUCCUCAGCUGAUCAGGAGGAGCCUCUGCCCCACGAGCUGCGGCCCUUGGCAGUGCUCAGCAGGACUAUGGAUUACCUGGUGACCCAGAUCAUGGAUCAGAAGGAGGGCAGCCUGCGGGACUGGUACGACUUCGUUUGGAACCGCACACGUGGCAUACGGAAGGAUAUCACGCAGCAGCACCUCUGUGACCCGCUGACGGUGUCCCUGAUUGAGAAGUGCACCCGAUUUCACAUCCACUGUGCCCACUUCAUGUGUGAGGAGCCUAUGUCUUCCUUUGAUGCUAAGAUCAAUAAUGAGAACCUGACCAAGUGCCUGCAGAGCCUGAAGGAGAUGUACCAGGACCUGAGAAACAAGGGCAUCUUCUGUGCCAGCGAAGCGGAGUUCCAGGGCUACAAUGUUCUGCUCAGUCUCAACAAGGGAGACAUUCUAAGAGAAGUACAGCAGUUCCAUCCUGAUGUUAGAAACUCCUUCGAGGUGAAAUUUGCUGUUCAGGCUUUUGCUGCGUUGAACAGUAAUAAUUUUGUGAGAUUUUUCAAACUGGUCCAGUCAGCUUCUUACCUGAAUGCUUGUCUUUUACACUGUUACUUUAAUCAGCCCUGCUUGGUGGCUCAUGCCUGUAUAAUCCCAGCACUUUGGGAGGUCAAGGCAGGCGGAUCACAAGGUCAGGAGUUCAAGACCAUCCUGGCCAAUAUGAUCCGCAAGGAUGCUCUCCGGGCACUCAACUUCGCAUACACGGUGAGCACACAGCGAUCUACCCUCUUUCCCCUGGAUGGCGUGGUGCGCAUGCUGCUGUUCCAAGACUGCGAAGAGGCGACUGACUUCCUCACCUGCCACGGCCUCACCAUUUCUGACGGCUGUGUGGAGCUGAACCGGUCUGCUUUUCUGGAACCGGAGGGAUUAUCCAAGACCAGGAAGUCGGUGUUUAUUACCAGGAAGCUGACGGUGUCCAUUGGGGAAAUUGUGAAUGGAGGGCCAUUGCCCCCCGUCCCUCGUCACACCCCUGUGUGCAGCUUCAACUCCCAGAACAAGUACGUUGGGGAGAGCCUGGCCACAGAGCUGCCCGUCAGCACCCAGAGACCCGGCUCGGAUACAGCUGGUGGAGGGAGGGGAGAGGAGUGUGGCGUAGAGGUAGAUGCGCCCCUGCCCAGUCUCCCGCAGCCUCUCCCUGCCCCUGCGCCCUCGCCAGUGCCUCUGCCUCCCAUCCUGGCACUGAACAUGUCCGUGGCGCCUGGCCUCUUCCAGCCCCCUGUGCAGCCUGAGUUGCCUCCUCCAGAGCCCUUGCCCAUGUACUCUGAUGAGGACCUGGAGCAGGUGGUGGAUGAGCUCAUCCAGGAGGCUCUGCAGAGGGACUGUGAGGAAGUCGGCUCUGCAGGCGCUGCCUACGUGGCUGCUGCUCUGGGUGUUUCUAAUGCUGCUGUGGAGGAUUUGUUAACAGCUGCAACCACAGGCAUUUUGAGGCACAUUGCAGCUGAAGAAGUGACUAAGGAAACGGAGCGGAGAGAGCAGGAGAGGCAGCGGGCCGAAGAGGAAAGGUUGAAACGGGAGAGAGAGCUGGCGUUAACUGAGCUGAGCCAGGGCCUGGCUGCAGAGCUGAUGGAAUGGGUGAUGAUGGAGUUCGUGAGGGAAACUUGCUCUCAGGAGUUGAAGAAAGCAGUAGAGACAGACCAGAGGGUCCGCAUGGCCCGUUGCUGUGAGGAUGUCUGUGCCCACCUCGUGGACUUGUUUCUCGUGGAGGAAAUCUUCCAGACUGCAAAGGAGACUCUCCAGGAGCUUCAGUGCUUCUGCAAGUAUCUGCAGCGGUGGAGGGAAGCUGUCGCAGCCCGGAAGAAACUGAGGCGCCAGAUGCGGGCUUUCCCUGCUGCACCCUGCUGCGUGGACGUGAGCAACCGGCUGAGGGCACUGGCGCCCAGCGCAGAGUGCCCCAUUGCUGAGGAGAACCUGGCCAGGGGUCUCCUGGACCUGGGCCACGCAGGGAAAUUGGGCAUCUCCUGCACCAGGUUACGGCAGCUCAGAAAUAAGACCGUUCACCAGAUGAAGGUUCAGCACUUCUACCAGCAGCUGCUGAGUGAUGUGGCGUGGGCGUCUCUGGACCUGCCGUCCCUUGUGGCUGAGCACCUCCCUGGGAGGCAGGAGCAUGUGUUUUGGAAGCUGGUGCUGGUGUUGCCGGAUGGAGAAGAGCAGUCCCCAGGGAGUCCUGGCAGAAUGCUGGCAAAUUGGUUGAAAGUCAAGUUCAUGGGAGAUGAUGGCUCAGUGGAUGACAUGUGCAGCGAUGCUGGUGGGAUUCAGACGCUUUCACUUUUCAACUCACUUAGCGGCAAAGGGGACCAGAUGAUUUCUGUAAACGUGUGUAUAAAGGUGACCCAUGGUGCCCUCAGUGAUGGCGCCAUUGAUGCUGUGGAGACACAAAAGGACCUCCUGGGAGCCAGUGGGCUCAUGCUGCUGCUUCCCCCCAAAGUGAAGAGUGAGGAUGUGGCAGAGGAGGACGUGUACUGGCUCUCGGCCUUGCUGCAGCUCAAGCAGCUCCUGCAGGCCAAGCCCUUCCAGCCUGCACUUCCGCUGGUGGUUCUUAUGCCCAGCUCAGGAGGGGACGCCGUUGAGAAGGAAGUAGAGGAUGGUCUGAUGCUCCAGGACUUGGUUUCAGCUAAGCUGAUUUCAGAUUACACUGUUAUGGAGAUCCCUGAUUCCAUUAAUGAUCUACGAGCUUCAACUAAGGUUUUGCAAGCGGUGCAGUGGCUGGUUUCCCACUGCCCCCAUUCCCUUGACCUUUGCUGCCAGACUCUCAUUCAGUACGUCGAAGAUGGGGUUGGCCGUGAGUUUAGUGGCCGCUUUUUCCACGACAGAAGAGAGAGGCGUCUGGGUGGCCUUCCUUCGCAGGAGCCUGGCGCCAUCAUUGAGUUGUUUAACAGUGGGCUGCAGUUCCUGGCUUCCGUGGUGUCCUCUGAACAGCUGUGCGACCUGUCCUGGCCUGUCACUGAGUUUGCUGAGGCGGGGGGCAGCCGGCUGCUUCCUCACCUGCACUGGAAUGCCCCAGAGCACCUGGCCUGGCUGAAGCAGGCUGUGCUCGGGUUCCAGCUUCCGCAGAUGGACCUUCCGCCCCUGGGGGCCCCCUGGCUCCCCGUGUGCUCCAUGGUUGUGCAGUACGCUUCUCAGAUCCCCAGCUCAUGCCAGACGCAGCCUGUCCUCCAGUCCCAGGUGGAGAACCUGCUCUGCAGAACCUACCGUAGGUGGAAGAGCAAGAGCCUCUCCGCAGUCCAUGGGGCAGGCCCCUCCGUCAUGGAGAUCCCAUGGGAUGAUCUCAUCGCCUUGUGUAUCAACCACAAGCUGAGAGACUGGACACCCCCCCGGCUUCCUGUUACAUCAGAGGCACUGAGUGAAGAUGGCCAAAUAUGUGUAUAUUUUUUUAAAAAUGAUUUGAAAAAAUACGAUGUUCCUUUGUCAUGGGAACAAGCCAGAUUGCAGACACAGAAGGAGCUACAGCUGAGAGAAGGACGUUUGGGAAUAAAGACUUUUCAUGCUUCUGCAAACAAUUUUCCCAUACCUUUGCUUCACAUGGACGGUAACUGGAAGAGGAGCACAGAGUGUGGUCGAGAGGGGAGGGUUCCCAGCACAGAGGAUCUGAUGCGAGGAGCUUCUGCUGAGGAGCGCCUGACACAGUGUUUGUCGAGCAGUCUGCUGCUGGAGAAAGAGGAGAACAAGAGGUUUGAAGAUCAGCUUCAGCAGUGGUUGUCUGAAGACUCAGGAGCAUUUGCGGAUUUAACGUCCCUUCCCCUCUAUCUUCCUCAGACUCUAGUGUCUAUUUCUCACAAUAUUGAACCUGUGAUGAAAACAUCUAUAACUCCUAGCCCAAAGAAUGACAUGACAAGGGAGCAACUGCAGCUGUCAGAGGUGACAGGAACGUGUCUGACCGAACGGCUAAAGCACCUGGAAAGGCUGAUCCAGAGUUCAAGGGAAGAGGAAGUUGCCUCUGAGCUCCAUCUCUCUGCAUUGCUAGAUAUGGUGGACAUUUGAGCAGCCUGACCUGUGGGGAGGAGGGGGUCUCUUCAGAAGAGUUUGUUUUUACUCAAAAUAAUGUUAUUCUCAGAUGCUUGAUGGACUGUUGGAAGUGUGAUUAUUAAUCAUGCAAAUAAACAAUUUAAAUGUCA
This is a messenger RNA of Callithrix jacchus (white-tufted-ear marmoset), 6462 nucleotides long. It is a transcript of the gene MCM3AP, whose product is annotated as minichromosome maintenance complex component 3 associated protein. Lineage: Eukaryota; Metazoa; Chordata; Mammalia; Primates; Cebidae. The record is from RefSeq and is a predicted model, not a curated record. Gene Ontology annotation, molecular function: nucleic acid binding. Gene Ontology annotation, biological process: mRNA export from nucleus. Gene Ontology annotation, cellular component: transcription export complex 2; nucleus; cytoplasm.